AGAAUUCAGUGGCUUUGGAAAAUAAAACUGCUUUUAUAGCUCUUUUGGGUAUUUGAGAAAUGCACUUGUGAAGUGUUAGAGUUGAAUCUUUUGAUGGGAAAGUCGGGUUUUCCUGAUACUAGGAUUCCGGGAUUCCAGGGGUUGGGGUGGCCCAGUUCCUGCGAGAAGCAAUAGCGGGCGGUGACAUGAGGAGCACAGUGCGUCCAGCGAGUCCUUGCGCCUGGGGGCCUUCCGAAUCCCCGCCUGCGCCCCAGGAUUCGGGCCUCACCGGGCCGUGCGGGGGCCUCUGUGACGCAGUGUUUCAGGCAGUCGGCCCGGCAGAGCCCGCAGCCAGAGCGGCCCAGAGACAGGAGGCGGCGGCGGCAGCGGCGGCAUGAACCACUGCCAGCUUCCGGUGGUGAUCGACAACGGCUCGGGAGUGAUCAAGGCGGGACUGGCUGGGAGCCGGGAGCCCCAGUUUGUCUACCCGAACAUUAUCGGCCGCGCCAAGGGCCAGAGCCGCGCGGCCCUGGGCGGGCUAGAACUCUGCGUGGGUGACCAAGCUCAGGACUGGAGGAGCUCGCUGUCCAUCAGUUACCCAGUGGAGCGUGGUCUCAUUACUUCAUGGGAGGACAUGGAGAUCAUGUGGAAGCAUAUCUAUGACUAUAACCUAAAGCUGAAGCCGUGUGAUGGCCCAGUCUUGAUUACUGAGCCAGCCCUGAACCCACUGGCCAACCGGCAACAGAUCGUGGAAGUGUUUUUUGAGCAUCUGGGUGUUCCUGCCUUCUAUAUGUCCAUCCAGGCUGUGCUGGCUCUCUUUGCUGCUGGCUUCACUACUGGUCUUGUGCUGGAUUCAGGUGCUGGGGUUACCCAGAGUGUGCCCAUCUUUGAGGGUUACUGUCUGCCUCAUGGUGUGCAGCAAUUGGAUCUGGCGGGCCUUGACCUCACCAACUACCUCAUGGUGCUAAUGAAGAACCACGGUAUCAUGUUGCUUAGUGCUUCAGACAGAAAGAUUGUUGAAGACAUCAAGGAGACCUUUUGUUAUGUGGCAAUCAACUACGAAGAGGAAAUGGCCAAGAAACCUGAUUGUCUAGAGAAAGUUUACCAACUACCUGAUGGGCAGGUCGUCCGGCUCCAUGACCAGCUCUUUUCUUGUCCAGAGGCCCUCUUCUCUCCGUGUUGUAUGAACCUUGAGGCCCCUGGCAUUGAUAAGAUAUGCCUCAGCAGCAUAAUGAAAUGUGAUACAGGCCUGAGGAAUUCCUUCUUUUCCAAUAUUAUCCUUGCCGGGGGAUCAACCUCUUUCCCUGGUUUAGACAAGCGGCUAGUUAAGGAUAUAGCAAAGGUGGCUCCUGCCAACACCGCUGUGCAAGUUAUAGCUCCCCCAGAAAGGAAAAUAUCAGUGUGGAUGGGAGGUUCUAUUCUUGCAUCCUUGUCUGCCUUCCAGGACAUGUGGAUCACUGCUGCAGAAUUUAAAGAAGUUGGACCCAACAUAGUACACCAAAGAUGCUUCUGAAAUACAGAUAAAAUGGUUAGAAGAAAAUGUUUUGAGUAUAUGUGACAGAAACUUUGGAUAUUAUGUGUUUCUGGGAGAAGAGAAAAUACUUCAACUAUUGGGAUGCCAAUAUUUCUGUUGUAUUUCUAUAAUGGGCUUGGGGAUAAUAAUGAUGAAGCUCAAGAACAGGUGUCUAUUGAGUAGAACCAAGUUAAAAUAAUGUUUCCCAU
Messenger RNA from Rhinopithecus roxellana (golden snub-nosed monkey), 1701 nucleotides. RefSeq names its product actin related protein T3 (gene ACTRT3). The transcript is spliced from 2 exons. Bases 374 to 1492 code for a protein of 372 amino acids. NCBI's taxonomy places the organism in Eukaryota, Metazoa, Chordata, Mammalia, Primates, Cercopithecidae. The record is from RefSeq and is a predicted model, not a curated record.